UUUGCGGCCAAACUGCAACGGCUACAGGAAGCCUUCAAGUCCGGGCGGACACGGGCUGCUGAGUUCCGGAUCGCGCAGCUCGAAGGUAUAGGCCGAUUUCUGCAGGAUAACAAGGAACAACUGGAGGAUGUGCUGAUGAAAGACCUGCACAAGUCGGCCUUGGAUUCAAACAUAUCUGAGCUUAUCAUGUGCCAGAAUGAGGUGGACCUGGCCAUCAAGAGCCUGCACUGCUGGAUGAAGGAUGAAUCAGUGUCCACAAACCUGUUCACAAAGCUGAGCUCGGCUUUCAUCCGGAAGGAGCCCUACGGUGUGGUCCUCAUCAUCGCCCCCUGGAACUACCCCCUGAACUUAACACUGGUGCCGCUGGUGGGUGCCCUCGCUGCAGGAAACUGUGUGGUGCUGAAGCCCUCAGAGGUGAGCAAGAACAUGGAGCAGUUCCUGGCCAAGGUGCUGCCUCGGUACCUGGACCAGAGCACCUUCACGGUGAUGCUGGGGGGCCCAGAGGAGACGACACAGCUGCUGGAGAACAGGUUCGAUUACAUCCUUUUCACAGGGAGCCCCCAUGUGGGCAAAAUCAUCAUGACCGCUGCUGCCAAACACCUUACGCCCGUCACGCUGGAGUUGGGGGGCAAGAACCCCUGCUAUGUGGAUGAUGACUGCAACCCACAAACCGUGGCCAACCGCGUGAUCUGGUUCCGAUGCCUCAACGCUGGCCAGACCUGCGUGGCCCCGGACUACAUCCUGUGCAGCCGCGAGAUGCAGGACCGGCUGGUGCCCGCCAUGCAGAGCGCCAUCACCCGCUUCUACGGCGACGACCCCAAGAGCUCCCCGGACCUGGGCCGCAUCAUCAACCAGAAACACUUCAAAAGGCUGCAGGGCCUGCUGGACUGUGGACGUGUGGCCAUCGGCGGCCAGAGUGAUGAAACGGAGCUUUACAUCGCCCCCACGGUGCUGGUGGACGUGCAGGAGACGGAGCCCGUGAUGCAGGAGGAAAUCUUCGGGCCCAUCCUGCCCAUCAUGAACGUGCAGGGCCCGGAUGAGGCCGUGGACUUCAUCAGAAGGCGGGAGAAGCCCCUGGCGCUGUACGCCUUCUCCAAUGACAGCGAGGUGGUUGAUCAGAUGCUACAGCAAACCAGCAGUGGCAGCUUCGCAGGCAACGAGGGCUUUGCCUUCCUGACUCUGCCGUCCCUGCCACUGGGGGGCAUCGGCAACAGUGGGAUGGGCAGGUACCACGGCAAGUUCUCCUUCGACACCUUCUCCCACUACCGUUCCUGCGUGCUUGCAAACCCCGGCUUGGAGAAGCUCAAUGACAUACGCUACCCACCCUAUUCUGAAAGGAAGAAGCAGUUCAUCACCUGGGCGCUGGGCUUCCAGAACUGUACCCUUCUGUGA
Messenger RNA from Elephantulus edwardii (Cape elephant shrew), 1392 nucleotides. RefSeq names its product aldehyde dehydrogenase family 3 member B1-like. Gene Ontology annotation, molecular function: aldehyde dehydrogenase (NAD+) activity. The transcript has 9 exons. Gene Ontology annotation, biological process: aldehyde metabolic process. Lineage: Eukaryota; Metazoa; Chordata; Mammalia; Macroscelidea; Macroscelididae. The record is from RefSeq and is a predicted model, not a curated record. Bases 136 to 1392 code for a protein of 418 amino acids. Gene Ontology annotation, cellular component: cytoplasm.